Molecule: messenger RNA, 1842 nt
Organism: Colletotrichum chrysophilum
Lineage: Eukaryota; Fungi; Ascomycota; Sordariomycetes; Glomerellales; Glomerellaceae
Exons: 2
Coding region: 1-1842 (613 amino acids)
Source: RefSeq, a predicted model, not a curated record
AUGGCGACUGAAAUUCCAGACCACUUGAUUGAGAAGUACGCCGCGGAGCGGACAAAGCGACUUCGCUCCGACCAACUUGCGCAGUUCAUCGAUUUUCGGGACCCAGCACUCGCCAGCAUGGAUAAAGACCCCUACGUCGACUAUGACGCUCUAGCUUCCAGAGGCGUCCCGCUCAAGGAUGGGUCCGAGGUCAAGGUCCUGAUUGCUGGUGGAGGAAUGUUUGGGGUGAUGACAGCUCACCAGCUGGUGAAUAAAGCUGGCAUUGCCAGCAGCGACAUCGUCAUCGUCGAUAGGGCUGGUGGCUUUGGCGGUACCUGGUACUGGAAUAGUUCAUACGGUCAUGAGAUUCGGGAGCAUCUGGAACGGAUAGCCAACCUGUCGAACAUCCAAGGCCAGUUCUGCACCACUAUCAAGCACCAAAAGUGGGACGACGAGGCAAAGCGUUGGGUUGUGACUCUAGAUCAGUAUCUGGGACCUAACCAUGGGCGACAACAACUGACUGUUCGUGCUCAAUUCCUGGUUCUUGGUGGUGGAAUACAAACCUCUCCUCAUGCCCCAAAAUUGAAUGGCAUCGAUACGUUCAGUUCAGCGCCCGGUAAGGUUGUCAUGCACACAGGACGCUGGGAUUGGUCCAAAACUGGCGGCUCCCAGGAAGUGCCAAACAUGACAAAACUUCAAGGGAAGAGGGUUGGGAUCAUUGGCACCGGAGCCACUGCAGUUCAAGUUAUACCUCAUGUGGCCAAGUGGGCGGACCAUACCUACGUCUUCCAACGUACUCCGUCUUACGUUGGUCCUCAAAAUCAGAAAGAGACAACCCCUACGGACUGGGCCCGGGUAGCGUACAAGCCUGGAUGGCAACACGAGCGUGUGGCGAACCUGGAUGCGACAUUUACAGGUCAGCCAGUUAACGCGGAUAUGAUACAGGAUGGCUGGACCCAAGUGACUGGGAUGAGAGCCGCAUUGGGCCAUGAAGGUGAGGUCAUCGCUGCGGAUGAAGACGAAGAGCAUGUCAAGAACAUGUUGAACCUCGACUAUCCGUGGACGGAACAGAUGCGAGCCCGAGUUGACGCCGAGGUGAAGGACCCGUCAGUCGCCGAGAGGUUGAAAGCGUGGUACCCCGGUUUCUGCAAGCGACCUACCUUCCAUGGCACAUAUCUGUCUCUCUUCAACAGACCAGAAGUGUCGCUUGUUGACACCAAUGGCCGUGGAGUUGAAGCGUAUACCCCAAACGGUGUGAUGGCAAACGGCCAAGAGCAUGAGAUUGACGUUCUCAUUCUCGCCACAGGAUACUCUGUCGGGCUUGUCGACUCCUGCCCUUCGUCGGCUUUGAAUGCUCCGCUGGAGGGACGAGGCGGCCGACCUUUCAAGGAAAAGUGGGAUGGCCCAGACUACGGCAACCUUUACGGUGCCAUGUCAAAUGGGUUUCCCAACCUCUUCUUCGCCUCUGGGAGUGGCGGCUCGGUGUCACAGAAUGCGCACAGCUUCUACAGCCUUCUUACUCGUUUAAUUGCGCACGUAUUGAAAGCGACUUUCCAAGGUGCUGAAGAUGCAAAGAAGGCCACCGUCGAGGUCAAGAAGGCCGCCGAGGAUCACUGGUCAGCAGAAGUUGCGAAACGGGCUCGUUGGUUUGCAGCAUUUCCCAGUUGCACACCGGGUUACCUGACAGGGGAGGGCCUCAUCCAGGACCAGGAAAGUCUUACGGAAGAGAUCAAAGAGCAGAUUGCUAAGCAGUCGUCUUGGGGAGAAGGUAUUCUCAGUUUCCAGAAGGUUGUCGAGGGGUGGAUGGAAGAUGGGAAACUAGAUGGGUUGGUAAUUGACUCUAAAGUCUUGGAAAGUCUCUAA